AUGGUGCAAGCCAGGAAGUUCAAGUACGACGUCAUCGGACUGACCGAGACGAGGCGAACCCACCCACUGAACGCCGUGUAUGACACUGGAGAAGAACUGUUCUCAGGAACAUGCGACAGUACGGGAGUUGAUGGAGUUGGUGUCCUCGUCAACACGAGGUCCGCCUUCCUGCUUCAUGUCUUCCUGUCGCUGUCGCUUAUGCACCAACAUCAAUCAACGAAGAAGAAGAAGAAGUCGAAGCUUUCUAUAUGGAUCUGA
This is a messenger RNA of Necator americanus (New World hookworm), 258 nucleotides long. RefSeq lists its product as uncharacterized. The transcript has 2 exons. The coding region runs from base 1 to 258 and encodes 85 amino acids. Lineage: Eukaryota; Metazoa; Nematoda; Chromadorea; Rhabditida; Ancylostomatidae. The record is from RefSeq and is a predicted model, not a curated record.